CUGUCUCAUUUUUCUGAGGUUGGUCAGUUGAUAGCAGAAGCUCGCCGCUGGAGGGUGGCAGCAUUGUGCUAUCCCAUGGUGCUCCGCGCUCUCUGCCAUACCGCGGAGCGUCUACAGCUGAGAGCUGUUGGGAGCGGACAUGUUAGACCUGCCUGGCCGGGCAUAAACAUUGCACAUACGGUGGUGAAAGGGAAAAGCACCGAUACCGGAACCAUGGAUGCUGUUAACGCUUUCAAUCAGGAGCUUUUCUGCUUGAUGGACAUGAAGCCCCCGAUUUCAAGGGCAAAGAUGAUUGCAAUUACAAAAUCAGCAAUCAAGGCUAUUAAGCUUUACAAGCAUGUUGUCCAAAUAGUAGAGAAGUUCAUCAAAAAGUGUAAACCAGAAUAUAAAGUUCCAGGAUUGUAUGUUGUUGAUUCCAUUGUCCGCCAAUCACGUCACCAGUUUGGACAAGAUAAAGAUGUGUUUGGGCCCAGGUUUAUUAAAAACCUCACUGGAACAUUCCAAAACUUGUACUUGUGUCCUACGGAAGACAAGAGUAAGAUAGUGCGUGUAUUGAACCUUUGGCAAAAGAAUGGAGUUUUCAAGAUUGAAGUUAUUCAGCCUCUACUGGAUAUGGCAGCUGGAACUAGCACUAGUGCUGCGGUGCCUGAAUUGGAUAAUUAUACCAGUAUACCAGGAUCACCUCCCUCGCCUGUGAAAGUCCCAACAGAACCUCCUCUGGUCACCACUAACUCGGUUCCCAUCGUGCCACAGCUGCCCAACUCUGAUGCCUUUGCUGCUGUUGCUCAGUUGUUCCAGUCAACACAAGGACAACAGCUACAACAAAUUCUGCAGACAUUUCAGCAGCCCCCUAAGCCACAGUCGCCUGCUCCUGACAACAAGGUGUUGACGCAGGUCCAGGCUAUCACUGCUCAGUUGAAAGCCCCUGUUUCUCAAACUUCAGAACAGAAAGCAGCUUUUGAUAAGAAACUACUUGAUCGUUUUGACUAUGAUGAUGAACCAGAAGGAGGAGAGGAUGCAAAGAAGGAUGAUUCUGCACCAUUUCCUGCUUCACAGUCUUUUGGGUUCCCUGAAGGUAUGCAGCAGCCUGUGUAUCAGCAGCUUACUGGUCAGAUGUCAAACAUGGAACAUUUUCAGCAGCAUAUGUUAGGAAUGCCACAGGAACCGCCCCAUCAUCAGGGCCCUCUUCCGCCCAAUGGACAGCUUCAAGGAUAUAGCCUUAUGCCUGCUGCAUCUUAUCCGCCAGUGGUUCAGCAAAUGACACAGUCUAUUUUGCCACCACCAACUUCUCAAGUACCACAUGGCUAUCCGCCAGGUUACCCCACACAGAACGAACCUUAUCCACAACAGAUGGCCCAACAACAAGAUGUAUCUAUGGAAAUUGACCCACCUUUAAUGAAAGAAGUAAAACAUCGUACAGAAAACAGAAUGUCAAGAUCCAAGUCUGCCUCCAGAUCCCCAAAAAGGAGACGUUCUCGAUCAAACUCCAGGUCACGGAGGUCGCGGCACCGGCGUUCUCGGUCCCGGUCCCGCGAUCGACGCAGGCACUCCCCACGCUCUCGUUCACAGGAGAGACGAGAGAGGGAGAAAGACAGGGAACGCAGGCAAAAGGGACUGCCUCAGAUGAAGGCAGAUACGCUCAGUGUUUGUAGCACUACGUUGUGGGUAGGCCAGCUGGAUAAGAGGACGCAGCAGCAGGAUGUGGCUAACCUUUUGGAGGAGUUUGGACAGAUAGAGUCGAUCAAUAUGAUUCCUCCUCGAGGGUGUGCAUACAUAGUGAUGGUUCAUAGGGAAGAUGCCUACAGAGCUUUACAUAAGUUAAGCAGAGGAUCUUUCAAAGUAAACCAAAAAGCUAUUAAGAUUGCUUGGGCAUUGAACAAAGGAAUAAAACCUGAAUACAAGCAGUACUGGGAUGUGGAUCUAGGUGUGACAUAUAUUCCUUGGGCCAAAGUGAAAACAGAAGAUCUGGCUAGCUUUUGUGAAGGAGGCAUUUUAGACAAUGAAACACUAUGUCCAGAGUGGAAAAAUCAUUCAAAUGAUUCUGAGAAAACUGAUGAGGUAUCUCAAAAUGGGGGUUCAGAAGCUACACAAGUUGGAGAUGCUCCGAUAGCUGCCCCAAUACAGGUUCCUGGAGUUCAGCCAAUGCAGGCUGUUGGUGCGCUACAGCCUCCGAGUUUCCCAAGUCACAUGGGAAUCCCUCCUCCGGGAUUUCCUCCAGGGGUCCCUCCUCCUCCUCCCUUCAUGCGGCCUGGCUUUAACCCUCUGCAGAUGCCUCCAGGUUUUCUCCCUCCUGGUGCUAUGCCUCCAAUGGGAUCUGGAGCACCUUUACUUCCUAAUCCAGUCACAAACAUCCAAACAUCUGCUUCCCUUAGAAGUUCAACAGCAGACCCAAAAAAUGAUUCUUCAGGUGGGAGCGUCAUCUCAACAGUUCUUACUGGCCCGAGAAAUAAUGCAGAGUCUGCUGAAGGUGCAAAACAUUACGGUUCUUUACCAGGACAAAGUCCAGGCAUGAAUCCAGGACUAACUUCUCCCAGCCUUCCUGUGUCUUUACCACAGCCUAUGGGUGCUCUUGGUAACCAAGCAGGAGCUCCCGGGGGGCCAGUGAUGGGCCUUCAUCCUCCAUCCGGGGGUCUUUUAGGAGCAAGGCCUGGGAUGAUACCUCUUCAGAGGCCUCCUGGAGUGCCACCACCUCACCUGCAAAGGUUUUCACUCCUUCCACCUCGUCCUAAUAUGCCCAUGCCUCCACAGCUCAUGCAUAGAGGUCCUCCACCUGGACCUGGAGGAUUUGGCAUGCUCCCCCCUCCCGGACUCCGGGGCCCCUUUUCACCACAUGGUCCUUUUGUCAGACCAGGCGGCCCCGGUGGUCCUGGAGGUGCAGGGGGUCCAAGAGGUCCUGAGGGGCCAGAAGACCGGGACGGGAGGCAGUUUAGAAAUGAUAGACAAGGUUUCCCUCCAGGAAGAGAGCGAGACCAGGAGCGGUUUGGAAGGCGGCCCUUUGGUGGGGGCGGCCGAGGUGAGCCUGAAGGUCGGGAUCGCUAUAGCAACCGCCAUGAUGACUAUGAACGCCCUGGCGGAGGACGAGACAGAAGGGAUUGGGGAAGGAGCAUGGAAACCGACAGAAACAGAGACUUGGAGGACAGGAACAGACGGUCUAGUGGGCAUAGAGAGAGAGACAGAGACCGAGAUCGGAAUUCUAGGGACGGGGAGUCUCGUAGGGACAAAGAUGACAACCGUGGAAGGGAGAAACCUGAAAUGGCUGAUUCGGAGAGCACUGACAAAUUCCGUGAUUCAAAUAAUACAGAGGAAGCCACAGACUCCAUCAAAGAACUGACUAUACCAGAUUCUGAGUCAAAGGUUUCUGAGGUGGCUGCUGAGCCAGCGAUGGAGUCGGUGAAUGAAUCAGCAGCUGAGCCAAUGGCUGAGCCCACAUCAUCUACUGAACAACCAGAAAAGCCUGACGAGGCUCAGAGCUAGAAAAUGAACUGUAAGGCAGAUGUGGAGCACUGCCCUUGUGAGCCACAGUGUCCCCUUCUGAGCUUGAAUGUUGUAUAAAAUACUGUAUAUUUGCUUAUGCCACUCAACACCUCUUUGUAGUUUUUUGGGGGAACCUUGUAAGCAUUUUGUUAACAUCCCCCAUGUGUUUCAAGAAAAUAGGUUCAAAAUUAACUAAGAAUUAAUACAAAUAAAAAAAAAACACCCAUUUGCAGUAACUUUUUUUUUUUUUUUUUUUUUUAAAUGUUUACAAAACAUAGGAAAUGAGCAGUUUCUAUAAUUUUUAAAUUAAAAAGGUAAAAUCUCCAACGUUUGAGCUUUAGGGAUUUGUUUUUAAUAAACUAUUUUCGUAACAAACUUUAGUGUGUGAUAUUUUUCCUUUGUAACGGCAAAAGCUUUUAAGAGUUAAGUUUUAACUGUUUUUGUUUAAGCCUAAAUUAGUUUUGCCAAUGCUUUUGUAUAUAGUUUGCUAUGUUUCCUUACCAAUCAAAAUAUCACUUUUAAAUUAGUUUAAUUGAUAGUUGUACAUGACAGUUAGAUAACUGACAAGCAGAAUUAUGUAAUAGGAUAAGUGUUUUAAAACAGUUUUAUUUUAUUGAUUUUGUGCUCAGAUAUUUUGUAAACUUGAUGCUAACUGUACAAAAGACAAAAAAUAACUGAAUUCCUGAACAUUCAGAUCAAUUUUGCUUUGAAGUGGCCUGUUGUCUUUUUACUAUAUAAAACAUUGAUUUACUACAGUUCCCCAUUUGAUACUUGAAGCUUGUAUAAUUAUUAAAAAGGUAAGUGUUGCUUUUAGACACUACUGCUCAGUUUUUGCUGAACUUUUUUUUUUUUUUUUAAUUUAGUCGUUGCCAAUGAGUUUUUAUUAUUUUCUCCCCAAUUUGAAAUGUCCAAUUAUUUUUAUGCUCAGCUCACCACAACCACCACUGUGCUGACUCGGGAGGGGCGAAGAUGAACACACGCUGUCUUCCGAAGCGUGUGCUGUCAGCCGUCCACUUCUUUACACUCUGCAGACUCACCGUGCAGCCGCCUCAGAGCUACAGCAUCGGAGGACAACACAGCUCUGGGCAGCUUAAAGGCAAGCCCACAGGUGCCCGGCCAGGCUACAGGGGUUGCUGGUGCCCGGUGAGCCGAGGACACCCUGGCCGACCUAGCCCUCCCUCCUCCCAGACGACGCUCGGCCAAUUGAGCGCUGCCCCCUGGGAGCUCCCGUCUACGGUCGGCUGUGGAAUAGCCCCUGACUCGAACCAGCGACAUCCAGGCUAUAGAGCUCAUCCUGCACUCUAGCGAGUGCUUUUACUGGAUGCGCCACUUGAGAGCCCCCUGAACUUUCUUUUUUUAAUGCAAUGACAUUUGUCUCAAGAAAAGAAACCGUUUCAUCUUGCUGCAUCUUGUUACAUCCA
Molecule: messenger RNA, 4895 nt
Organism: Acipenser ruthenus (sterlet)
Lineage: Eukaryota; Metazoa; Chordata; Actinopteri; Acipenseriformes; Acipenseridae
Product: SR-related and CTD-associated factor 4-like
Exons: 20
Coding region: 76-3474 (1132 amino acids)
Biological process (GO): negative regulation of termination of RNA polymerase II transcription, poly(A)-coupled
Cellular component (GO): nucleus
Molecular function (GO): RNA binding; RNA polymerase II C-terminal domain phosphoserine binding
Source: RefSeq, a predicted model, not a curated record